Molecule: messenger RNA, 2990 nt
Organism: Marchantia polymorpha subsp. ruderalis
Lineage: Eukaryota; Viridiplantae; Streptophyta; Marchantiopsida; Marchantiales; Marchantiaceae
Source: the annotation of a GenBank genome assembly
GUCGGGCUUGUCAUUGCUCGUGCCAUGCUUCUGUUGUUGACAAAGAAGGUCCGACCUCGAUGAAAUUACUGCGAAGCUCACGGGGAGAAACGGAGAGAUGCGUAUGAAAGCUUAUGAAUUUGAACGAAAAGAAUUGCCCUUGCGCAGACUGACUGAUGGAAUUUUGAUUAUAGUUCGAUUGAUUUAUACGGAGCUCGAGCGAAUGCACUGCUGUCGGAUUAAGAAUACAUCGAGACGAAGCUUCAUAGGAAGAUUAGACGCAUCAUGUGGAUCAUCGAAGUCGUCGAUUUGGACCUGCAGCUGCCGGAAAACCGUGUGCCUCUUAUGGUUGGACGGCAACGGGAGCUGGCCGAGGUGAAUUACGGUGUCUGCUCGGGGCUUUUCGCCGAGCAAGCAAGACAUGCUCGUACAUGUCGAGUAAUCCGAGGACUUGUAGGGAUCGCUGAAUGCUCGUGAUGUCAGGAGGAUGGAGGUCGACCGCAGAGCAGGGUAGGUGAGGGGCCGGCUGUCAUGGGGACGACAACUCGGAGGAUCCAAAGGAUUAGCAUUGAAGGAGUGGAAGGCUCAUCUCCCCUGAGUGAGACGAGUUUCAGUAGAUGCUCCGAUCUCUGUACAUUUAUCGCGUGGCCUGUUUUCGAAGAACCCUGCAAUUCUGGCCUCGACAAUUCUGGAGUGGGCCGAACGCUGGACGCCAAACAUGAAUUUCCACUAAUGCCACCCCGACCCUGUUCCGCGGGGCUGACGGUAAACCUUCAAAUUUCAAAGGUAAACCGUUCGUGCGUUACCGUCCUUCGAAUCAAUCGAACUUAAACAUUUGAAUCUCUUUCAAGAAGCUCGCCUGCGAACGAAUAAGAGAUACAGGGCGCCAAACCGGAAACCCAAAGCGCUGCCUCGAGGUUCACUGGCGAUGCAGUCUCGACUCGAUCUUCUACGCUACGCGUGGCCACAUGCAGACCUGAGCAGCCAUUCCAUUGUUGCACAAGAUUGACUAUUAGUUUGCGAUUGUGGAGGUGGAAUUCUUGCCGUGAAAAGAGACAAGGGUAUUACUAUCGUUGCGUACUCUAAGAUGCUUGAAAUGUCUAUCUGUUGAUAGGGAAGCGGAAGAAGACAUCCAUCCUCUGGAGGAUGGAUGGUUCACAUCAACCCUGUCAUGAACCAAGAUUGGUGUGCGAACUCUUGAUUAUCUUAAAUUGAAUUAGGUUUUGAACAUCGAAAUUACUUAAGAUAUAUUGGGAAAUGAAAUGUUUAAUUAUUGGAACGAACAAAAACAGUCUGAUGUUUUGUUUUCUCUUUUGCGAAAACCAAAUGUUCUAGUAUUGACUUAUCUCUUCUUUCUCAUCAUAUCGAUCUGUGUUGCAUGAGAGAUGGGACGGUUAGGAAGCUCCUACAUGCACUCAAGGUUGUGCCACCCCUAGUCGCAGCAGCACGUUAUCUCGAGUUUCCAAGAGAGCGGGUUCGCGCCAGCGCUAGACUAGUACUACCUGGAAGCAUGAGUAGCAAUGUGUUUGCCCCAGUGCUGGAAGAGUAUUACGUUCAGCAGAAGCAGAGGAGCAACGCGUACUCGUCAGUGUUGGACGAGUAGUACUUGUAGCGGAAUCAGGAGGUGCCUAGUGGCAGAACUGCAUUUGGAAGUUGUGCAAAUGGAGUUCCAAGGAGAAGGCGACGCAAUGUAACUCCAAUUUCAUGGCAACGUAUUGCUUCUCUUACUACCACUAACAAAGUUAUGAUAAGAUGAUACAAUGAUUAAGAAAGAUAACAUUUCAGCUUUGGCCUUGGCCAUAUAUACAAAACAAUGGAUUCAAGCUAACCUUAACCCCAUUAACAUAGUUAGCUAAGAUACCUGCAACUUAACGUCUUAGUGCGCAACAAUGCUUCUUAAUGACAAUUAACAGUUUAUCGGGGUUGGUAUUGAUAGUACUCCAGUACAAUAUCCAAGUCAUAACAGUAACAAUUUACCAGUAUUGUAUUAACAAUACUGGUAAAUUGUUAAAUACCUAACACUGUUGCCCACUAGGACGAUUAUCUUAGCUAGCGAUGGUAGUGGUUUAAGGGUUAUAUUGAACCCACUUUUUUGUAUAUAUGGCCAAUGCCAAAGUUGAAAUGGUAUCUGUCUUAAUCGAACCUGGAAUCUAUACAUUCUUCUUCAUUUUGGACGUGGCAUUCUCUCCUCGAGAACAGGAACGACGGUUGUUGGCUCCCUGCUUUUUGUUACCGCUCUUGAUGAACAGAUGUUCAUCUUCGACUUGUUUUCCGCCUUCGAGCUCUAUACAGAUGUCGUCAUGCAUGAAGAUUAUCGCAAGUUCUGAUGUGGUGGGCAAUGCAGGUCGAUACAUUAAUGUAUUGAUAAGUAGUUCAUAAGACUCGGAAAGCGUCAUUAGAACGUGUUCAACGAACUCAGAAUCGGUGACAAACAAACCGAUGCAUGCAAACUUGUUAAGCAGUUCUUUCAGAUUCUGCAAAAACUUUGAAAUUGAACUACCCUCCUACAUCUUUAGAUUGGUCAGCUUUUUUCAUAGCAGCGACUUGCGUGAGUUAGUGUUGUUGUCAUAAAGGUUUUUCAGAACCCUCCCGCACUCAUCUGGUUUCGUGAUGUUGGAGAUGUACGGGAUGAGCUUGUCUCUCACUGAGAGUGCAAUCAUCAUCAAGGCCUUGUUCUUCAGUAGCUGCAACGCCGCAAUCUCAGCUCGAGUCGUCGGUGCUACAGUACUUGCAGGUGGGUCAACAAGUCUCCAUGUAUAUUCUGUGCUAAGCAUGUUACUCAUUUUAAAACUCCAGACACUGUAGUUACGGUUUCCUUUCAACUUGGAGCAAUCUUCCAUGGGAACAUAUCUAGAAGACAUUCUAACUUGUUUGACUGUUACACACCUCAUGGACUUGCUUCUAUUGUCUAACCACUAACUCGUUUCUGCUUCUGAAGUGUUGACUGAUCUUACUAGACUUCGAGGAAAAAGACUAACAACUGAGUGUGAGAACCUUGCUUUGAUACCAUG